Centropristis striata (black sea bass) is the source of this 1620-nucleotide messenger RNA. RefSeq names its product carbonic anhydrase (gene cahz). The coding region runs from base 115 to 897 and encodes 260 amino acids. Gene Ontology annotation, molecular function: carbonate dehydratase activity; zinc ion binding. Gene Ontology annotation, biological process: carbon dioxide transport. Gene Ontology annotation, cellular component: cytoplasm. The transcript has 8 exons. NCBI's taxonomy places the organism in Eukaryota, Metazoa, Chordata, Actinopteri, Perciformes, Serranidae. The record is from RefSeq and is a predicted model, not a curated record.
GUGGAGAGCUCCAGGACCAGGACUGGAGGAUCCACCAUCACAUCUCUGGAUGGCUGCACCGCUCAGUGACAGACAAGCCAAACCCACCGGGGAUAGCAUCCAGUAGAAGCAGCCAUGUCUCACGGAUGGGGAUACGGAGCAACUAACGGACCUGACAAGUGGGAAGGAGAUUAUCCUGUGGCUAAUGGGCCCAGACAAUCUCCCAUCAACAUUGUCCCUAAGGAGGCCCCAUAUGACUCCUCUCUGAGGGCUCUAAAACUCAAGUAUGACCCCUCCAACUCCUCGGGCAUUCUCAAUAAUGGACACUCCUUCCAGGUGGACUUUGUGGAUGACACAGACAGUUCCACCCUCACUGGAGGUCCUAUUUCUGGAACAUACCGGUUGAGGCAGUUCCAUUUCCACUGGGGAGCCAGUGAUGACAGAGGCUCCGAACACACUGUCAACGGCAUCAAGUUCCCCUGUGAGCUUCACCUUGUUCACUGGAACACUAAGUAUCCUAGCUUUGGAGAGGCAGCCAGCCAGCCUGAUGGACUUGCAGUAGUGGGGGUCUUUCUCAAGAUUGGUGCUGCCAACCCCAGGCUGCAGAAAGUGCUGGACAUGUUGGAUGCCAUUAAGACUAAGGGAAAGCAGACUACCUUCCCUAACUUCGAUCCAAAGACUCUUCUUCCUGGUUCUCUGGAUUAUUGGACCUACGAUGGCUCUCUGACCACACCUCCACUGUUGGAGAGUGUCACCUGGAUUGUCCUCAAAGAGCCGAUCAGUGUCAGCCCUGCCCAGAUGGCCAGGUUCCGUGGCCUCCUCUUCACUGGAGAAGGAGAAGCUCCAUGCUGCAUGGUGGACAACUACCGGCCUCCUCAGCCUCUGAAGGGCCGUCCUGUCCGCGCCUCCUUCAGAUAAACCCUGUUUCAUCUUCAUAGCCUCCUCUCCCCCUUGCUUAUCCUUCCAUCCUUUCCUGAACCUUCUUACUCCCUGAAUUUUUUCCACAUGCAGCCUUUACUUAGCUUAUAUUAGCCUUAUGGACAUCAACUUGAUAAGACAUAGAAAAACCCUCUGCUUACACUUUCUAUGACAUAGACUACUUGGAUGUAUCUAGAAUAAAAAAUCACUUUGAGUAAAUGUAAAGCUUUGACACUAUUAGGCCCCAAUUACACUUGCCAUUUCAAGUGCCUCACAUCCAGAUAAAGUUCAUGUUAUAUUAAAUACACUUUAAUUUACACUUAGCCACAGAUAGAUGUCUUGUUUGCCAGUCUGGAGCAUUUUUCCUGAUUGCUUCAAUGAGACACUAAUUUAAGUGUAAUUUUAGUGUAACUUAAGCUUCUGUUAUCAGCUAAGAGGAGACAGACCGUGGAUUUAAUGAUAACAUCAGACAGUGAGUUCUACAUCUAAAGCUUCCGCUGGAAGGGCUGCAUUAAGUGACUCAAUGUAAAUGAGAUCAUAGAUUGUUCACACGUGUGCCACUCAGAAUAUUACAUACACAUUUUCCUCUUUGCCUUACAGAAGAAGGUAGCAUAUGAAUUGUAGACUAUAUCAGCUAAAACAGGUCGGGACUAGUGAUCAACUGGAAAUUGUCACAAAUACUAACAAUGGGACAGGAAUUCUGGCCACUGAUCUCCUCAUUUU